Trematosphaeria pertusa is the source of this 2206-nucleotide messenger RNA. RefSeq lists its product as uncharacterized. The transcript has 3 exons. Gene Ontology annotation, cellular component: extrinsic component of endoplasmic reticulum membrane; endoplasmic reticulum palmitoyltransferase complex. The record is from RefSeq and is a predicted model, not a curated record. NCBI's taxonomy places the organism in Eukaryota, Fungi, Ascomycota, Dothideomycetes, Pleosporales, Trematosphaeriaceae. The coding region runs from base 1 to 1722 and encodes 573 amino acids. Gene Ontology annotation, biological process: peptidyl-L-cysteine S-palmitoylation; protein targeting to membrane.
AUGGCACGGGUUGCCAUGUCUCACGGGGCGGCCAAUGCCAGCGUGACGGGGCAGCUGAAGGGUACGUCUGCGCGCGGAAGCAGUCAAGAUGGGCAGCAGCAUCAUGCGGUACGGGGGCCGGCAGGGGAGGUGAAUAAGGCGAGGCGAGCAGACGUGACGGCAGGCCCAAAGUUUCUUCCCUCAUUCAAAAGCCCGCACGGCUGCUCCGUCGCAAUAAUGUGCCCCCGUUUGGUGAGACCUCUCCUAGAGCACGCACACGUCCAGCCCACGCCCGCCAGUCUCUUCCCACCGCCGCCGCCGCAGGAGACUGUCUGUCCGCGUCUCUGGCCCGCCCAUGCCCAUGCCUGCGCCGCCCAGACCGUCGGAAGCAGCGCCUGCCGACGUGGGCCCCUUUGCACCCGCCCACCGCCAGCGUCCUCGCUCCUCCAGCUUCCCAAUCCCACAACGGCGUCCCACGGCAGCUCCGCCUCUGCGUCUGCGCCGCCUGCUUCGCCAUUGCCGGCCCGCUGGUCCAUCACGAACCGCAUCUUCAACCUCAACCUCCGCGCCCUCUACAACGCGCCCCCGCGCCUGCCCGCCUCGCGCCUCUGGAACCCCGUCAACUCGUCCCCGCGCACCCUCGCCGUGCAGUACCCGCGAUCGGCCACCCGCGACCGCCAGCCAAACGUCCCCGUGCAGCGCCCGCAGUCCGGCACCCGCGACGAGUACCCGCUGCUGACCCUGCCGGAGCAGCGUCGCAGCCGCCAGAGCCCUGCGCCGUCCUCCCUCGUCGUCGAACGUUCCACGGGCGACGACAGCGGCCGCACCAGCAUUGGCCUUCCGCGCGAUCGCAGGAGCUUGCCCAUUGAGUCGCAGCCGCCGACGCCGCAGCCCGCAAUGGUCGUGCAACAGGAGCCCGCAGGCCCAGGCCUGGGUGCGGACGUGCGGGACGAUGCACCCAUUCCCGGCCCCCCUCCAGACGACCUUGAAGCCGGCGCAACAAUCAGGAAACCCUCGCCCGCCCGCGUCUCGCUGCCGCCAUCGCGACCGACGUCGAUGCAUUCGCAUGCUGCGUCAGCGCGCGGCCAUGGGGACGGAGACGGCGACGGCGACGACGCGUCCGAGUUCCCCUGGGGUCCUUCGCAUCCAUGCUUCCCGCACCCGAACCCGCAUGUGCCGCUGCACUCGGAGCUGUACGACAACACCCGCAUCAUUCGCAUAAAGCGUGAUUGGAUGGUCAAGGGAGAUCUAGCACCGACAUUCGCCAAUCUGUACCCCGAGAUUCUGGAUCCUCUAAUCACAGAGGACGAGUUCAGGAAAAUAAUACAGAGGAUAAACGAUACGCUGAUGGAUGCCUUCGACCCCUUCAGCUUCCGCGCCUGGCUAGAUUCGGUCAUGGGCGUGGCUACCUUCUGGCUAUGGGACGACGCAGGGCUGACAAAAGUGAAGCGGAAACUGUCAGAGCUGGAAAGAUGGGUAGAGGACUGGAAUAGGCAUUCCGGAGAGAAAGAAGGCGUGAGGAUCAUUCCGUUAAGGCGGACGGGGUAUCUGACGCUCGACAUCCAAAUCCCAGACCCCCAUCUCGGCCCCGACAAUGCCACCUCCUCACGCCCAAACACGCAACAAGAUGACCUCCAAAACGUAGCACCGCAACAACAACACGGCGAAUACGGCCCCUUCCCAGUCACGCCAACACUCCAAGUCAACGCCUCCUCUCCUGUGGCCAUAGAAGGCCAGUCGUAACCAUCAUUUCCAGACACUUCUCAUCAUGUAUAAUUGACAGCUUAUUUCGGAUCUACAGCAAGCAGCACUCCAGCAUAUGUUUGGCGCCAGCGGUUCAGCACACGGGAUAUACUCUUGGGCUUUGCCCUCAUAGCGCGCGUCAUUUCUCUUUUCUCGUUUCUCGUUGAUCGUCUUUUGAGGGCAGCGGAGGCGUCAUCGUCGUGAAUUAAAUUCGCUUGGAACCAAGGAGGCGCCAGUGGUUCAAGAUCGCCCUCGGUUGGGUUGAGAUGUUGGCUUUUCUCUCUCAUGACUACACUACUAGAUUACAGCUGCCGCGAGGCCUAAUUGUUGCAUCUCUUUCUUAUUGUUUUUUUUUUUUCUUCGGUCGUCACAGAUACCCACGCACGUAGAUGCUUUGCAUCUUUUCCUUUCAGAUAGGUUUGAAUAUCUUAUUCCGGUCGGCUCGCCUAAGCAGGGUGGGAGCAAAAGCAUCCAUCAUUACAUC